AUGACAACUGAACGCAGCAAAAUGACAACUGAACGCAGCAAGAGGACAACAGAACGCAGCAAAAUGACAACAGAACGCAGCAAGAGGACAACAGGAGGCAGCAAGAGGACAACAGAACGAAGAGCAAGACGAAGACCCCAGGAGGACGAAGACCCAGGAGGACGCAGCAGGACGAAGACCCAGGAGGACGCAGCAGGACGAAGACCCAGGUGGACGCAGCAGGACGAAGACCCAGGUGGACGCAGCAGGACGAAGACCCAGGUGGACGCAGCAGGACGAAGACCCAGGAGGAAGCAGCAGAACGAAGACCCAGGAGGACGCAGCAGGACGAAGACCCAGGAGGACGCAGCAGGACGAAGACCCAGGAGGACGCAGCAGAACGAAGACCCAGGAGGACGCAGCAGAACGAAGACCCAGGAGGACGCAGCAGGACGAGGACCCAGGAGGACGCAGCAGGACGAAGACCCAGGAUGA
Messenger RNA from Procambarus clarkii (red swamp crayfish), 474 nucleotides. Its product is annotated as troponin I-like. The record is from RefSeq and is a predicted model, not a curated record. Lineage: Eukaryota; Metazoa; Arthropoda; Malacostraca; Decapoda; Cambaridae.